ACCCCGAGGUUUGGGAAAACCCUUCGGAAUUUGAACCGGAGAGGUUCUUGAAAGAGCCAGAAAAAGGUGAUUACCAUGGAAACUUUUUUUAUUUUCUUCCUUUUGGGUCUGGGAGGAGAAUUUGUGCGGGACUUCCUCUAGCUGAGAGAAUGAUGAAGUAUGCGUUGGCUACUCUGUUGAACACUUUUGAAUGGGAAAUACCGAUUGAGGUGGAGCUUGAUGUAUCUGAGAAAUUUGGAGCUGUUAUGAAGAAAAUGAACCCUCUUGUUGCCAUUCCUAUUCCAAGAUUAGCUACUUUGGAGCAAUACUACUGAGGCUAGGUCCUUGAUGGCGUUUACCCACUAUCGUAAAACUCAUUGCAAAAGAAGAGAAUCGGUUAAAAUAAUAUUAUUAUCAUAUAUGUUUAUGUAAGUCUGCAUAUAUUUUAAAGUAUGUGUGAUUAUGGACAUAAUUAUAUACCUUGAUUGUGUAUAAUUGUUAUGUUUAUGUAAGUAUGAUCUUUUAGCUCUAUUGAUCAAUUUUAAA
Molecule: messenger RNA, 525 nt
Organism: Rubroshorea leprosula
Lineage: Eukaryota; Viridiplantae; Streptophyta; Magnoliopsida; Malvales; Dipterocarpaceae
Source: the annotation of a GenBank genome assembly